This is a messenger RNA of Episyrphus balteatus (marmalade hoverfly), 9367 nucleotides long. It is a transcript of the gene Utx, whose product is annotated as lysine-specific demethylase 6A. Lineage: Eukaryota; Metazoa; Arthropoda; Insecta; Diptera; Syrphidae. Gene Ontology annotation, biological process: regulation of gene expression. Gene Ontology annotation, cellular component: MLL3/4 complex. Bases 1301 to 5527 code for a protein of 1408 amino acids. Gene Ontology annotation, molecular function: RNA polymerase II cis-regulatory region sequence-specific DNA binding; chromatin DNA binding; protein binding. The record is from RefSeq and is a predicted model, not a curated record. The transcript is spliced from 13 exons.
UCAUCUAAAAUAUCGUAAAAUAUCGAAUAUUAAGUAAAAUCUCGUAGUUUUUUUCGUAUGUCUGCCUGCCAACAAUAAUAAAUUGUGUUCAAUCAAAAUAAAUUAAAAAAAUCGAUGUCGAAUUAAAAAAAAAAAGAAAAUUAAUGUUUUAUAUGAACUAGAUACCUACACAUACUUAAAAAAAAAAACAUCAAGAAAAAUCCAUCGUUCCAUUUGUAUAAGACAAAAAAAUCAAGUUGCACUUUACACGCGUAUAUCGUUUACGUUCUUAUAUUUACAAUAUUUACCGACCCCACUUUUUUUGUUUGAUUGUAUUGAAAAUAAUUGCUAUACAAAAAUUGUACUUUCUUUCAAUGUAUGUGAGACUCUCUUCCAAUUGGAAUAAAAGAGAGAUCUAUUAGAUUUGUAUUAGAAAAAUAGAAGCAACUUUAGAAAAGUGUUUCCCGUUUCCCCUGUGCCCUGUAUUUUCUUCAGGAAAGAAAAAAGUGCUCUCAAAAUUUAAGAGAAACUAAAUGCACCCACACAAGUGUAAUCUCUCUUUAAAACCAAAUAUCAUUUGUAUACGGUGUCGUUAAGUGUUUUUUAUUAUUUUAUUUAUUUGAGUGUAGUUGUGUCGAUUUUUAUUUAUUUACACAUACACAUAUUUAUAUUUUGAAAUUAUAUUCUUUUACGGUAUUCUUUUGUGUUCGGUUUAUUCGGCUGCGUGUUCUUUGCGUACGUGCAUAUUGUGUGUAUGUGCUUUGCCUAUGCGCACCGCGCUAGCGCUAUCAAGAAGCAUGAUUUAUCGUCAUGCUGGCUAUGAAGCCGUCGUCGAUGUCUCGCUCUCGAAUGUCGCUAUCAUGCUGUUUAGCGGGGUUUAUGUAAUAAAAAUAAUGAAUAAAUAAUGCAAUAAGCAGAGCGACGAAAUAAAAAAAAAGCAUAAAAAGAAGAAAACAACAAAAUUUAAAGCAAAGACAAAGAGUAUAAUUUGUUUUUGUUUUAUUUGUGGAGUGGAAUAAAAUACUUAUAAAUGUAUGAGUGUGUUUAGAUGAGAAGUAAAGAGAGAGAAAUAAAAAAAUCAACAAACAAAAAUAUAUUUCACUACCUUACUUGAUUUGAAAUUGGAUUUCAUUUCAUUCCUAUUCUACUACUAAAAACAACAACAACAAGAAUAAUAAUAAUUCUUGUGUACUAUUUUUCUUUAUUACACACGUGUGGAUUUUGUUUUUAUUUAUGAAGCUCGAUAAGGGCAUUUCGAGAAUUACUCUAUCUGAAUCCAGACUAUCCACGUGCCAAUGAAGCUCACCUGCGUCUUGGAUUUAUGUUCAAAGUGAAUGGCGAAUAUAAGUCAUCGUUGAAACACCUGCAACUAGCUUUAAUCGACACAGCACCGUGCACCUUUACAAAACUUCAAAUUCGCUUUCACAUCGCACACCUGUAUGAAGUUCAAAAUAAACAUAAAGCUGCCAAAGAGGCAUACGAAAAGCUUCUUACCGAAGACCAGCUGACAUUGGAACUGAAGGCCGAUAUAUAUCGACAGUUAGGAUGGAUGUAUCAUUGUGUUGAAUCCUUAGGCGAUAAACGACAACGAGAAUCUUAUGCAAUUUUCUGUUUACAAAAGUCAAUUGAAGCCAAUCCAAAAUCUGGACAAUCAUUAUAUUUGCUUGGAAGAUGUUAUGCUGGAAUUAACAAAGUCCAUGAUGCCUUUAUAGCGUAUAGAAAUUCUGUGGAGAAGAGUGAAGGGAACGCCGACACUUGGUGUUCGAUAGGGGUUCUGUACCAGCAACAGAAUCAACCAACAGACGCCUUACAAGCGUAUAUUUGCGCUGUACAAUUGGAUAAAAAUCACAAAGCUGCCUGGACGAAUUUAGGUAUUUUAUAUGAGAGCUGUGGUCAAUUAAGAGACGCCUAUGCGUGUUAUUUAAAUGCAGCACGUAACUUAGAUUCUAAGGAUUCGAAUUUUUUUCACACACUCAGUAGUACAGCUUCAACAUCAUCAUCAUCAUCAUCAUCAUCGAAUACACCAGCAACACCAACAAAAAAUUCAGCUACAGCUGCUGUUUCUUCUGGUGCUGCUGCUACUUCAGCUAGUGGUGGUGGUCCAUCCACAUCAUUAUCGACUGGUAGUGGAUUCGCAUCAUCGCCAUCAACAAGUAAAGCUUCAACAUCAAAGUCCGGUGCUAAUAGCAACAAUAACAAUAGUAGUAGUAGUAAUAAUAAUAGCAGUAAUAAUAGUCCUAGUAAUAGUAAAACACAAAGUCUUGCUGAGAGUCUUAAGCAAAGGAUUAAAUUCCUUGGCACGCAAUUAGCUCAAGCUCCUAUGCCGAGUAUAACUUCCAAACGGAGGCAGUUGUGCUCGAUAGAGGAGGCCUGGAAUCUACCAAUAUCACUUGAAAUGAGCUCAAGGCAACAAAUAUCUCAGCAACAUCAGCAACAACAGCAACAAAAUCCACCACAACAUAAUCAACAACAACAACAAUCAUCUUCACAUCCGCAUCACCCACAACAACAUCCUGCGCAACAAUCACAUCAGCAACAACAACAACCACCUCCACCACCACCACCUCAACCUCAGCAGCCUGGUGUUGUUCUAAACAAUCACAUGCAGCAAAGGCAGUUUGUUAAGAGUUACUCAGCGGCAACGCAAGGUCCUCCGCCACCAUAUCCCCAUCAGGGCACAACAAAUGCCCUUGGACCAAUUGCACCAAAGCGUUUCAAAGAUGAACUAUCCCCACAAACAACAGUGCCUGUGGCGGCGGGCACAGGUAUUGUGCCGCAGCAAACACAACAACUUGCACCGGCACAACAACAACAACAACAGCAACGGUCCGCGCAACAGCCUUCAUUCUAUCUAUCACAGCAACAGUUACAAAUGUUGCAGUUCCUGCAACAAAACCAAAAUAAUUUAAACCCCCAACAGCAGCAGUUGUUUCAGCAACUUAGCAAUCAGUAUCGGUUGAUGGUGCAGUAUCAGCAACAGCUGAGACUGCAACAACAACAGAGAUUGCAGCCACAACAACAACCACAGCCACCCCCACCGCAACAGCAACAACAACAACAACAGCCGCCACAAGCUGUUGUAGUACAAAAUUCUACCCCACUUGGUGCACCACCCGCAUAUCCUAGUCAACCACCGUCAACGCCACGAGCUGCCGAUCAUGUUAUCACGGGGAACGGUGGCAUUGUGGGUGGUGGUAGUGGAUAUGUGGAUAACACAUCUAAUUUUGUCCAGCAAGCCGCGACGGGGAAUACACAACCGGCUGCAGGAAUGCCAUUCAAAUCAGCGAAUGUGUAUAUGAAUGGAAUUGUACAGCAGCAGCAGCCGCCGCAGCAACAACAGCAACAACCAAGUCCGUUGAUGCAAUCGUUGCAGCAGCAACAGCAGCCACAACAACAAUCGGCGGGGUUUGAAACAUUAAAUGAAUUCACCCAACUGUCUCCGUGCAGUGAUGGAAAUGAUUUGGAUAUUUCCUCGCCGUUCAGUGAUAAGCUACUAGGUGUAACUGAACAGGAAUUGCAGGCGAUUCUCUCCCAGAAGGACCUCGCUUCCACCUUUGCUGAGGAUAUUCUCAAAUCAUUUACAUCCGACGGUCUAGAUAUUAAGGAAGAAUUCGACGAAAACUCACAUGAUCUCUUCAAUGGAUUCGAUUCAACACCGCCACCCUCAUCCGAACCAACACCCCAACAAACACCCACCAAUCAUAAUAAUAGCAAUACAAUUGUCACAAAUCAAGUCAAUUGCAAUAACAAUAACAGCAACAGCUGCAGCAGUAGUAGUAAUUUUCGCAACAAAUCACCGCCUUUAAAAUGUGAAGCCACUUCAACGUCGAGUAGCAAUAGCAUUACCGGUGGCAGUGGUGGAGAUCUCGAUGGUGGUGGUCUAUCAUCGAAAGUUGGUGCUUUUGUUAAAGAAGAUGCCGACAUGGAUGUUCGAGUGAAGCUAGAAAAUAACUUUCUUGACGAUGACGAACUGCCAAAAUUUCAAACACGAAUGACGGCUAAACAAGUGAUGCAAGGUGUUAAGCAAUUGUCGAUUGAUACAGCGCCGCCACAUUGUUCGGUACUGCAUAUCGAUGCACCACCACCAACGCCGCCUGAUUGCCCGCCCCAGCGUUUGACCAAAGAACAACUUCUGCCACCGACACCCUCUGUGCAUUUGGAGAAUAAAAAACAUGCCUUCAGUCCGCAACUGCAAGAGUUUUGUUUGAAACAUCCAAUUGCCGUGGUACGGGGGAUGGCUGGUGCGUUAAAACUAGAUUUGGGAUUGUUUUCGACAAAGACAUUGGUCGAAGCUAAUCCAGAUCAUAGUGUUGAGGUGCGAACGCAGGUGCAUCAAGCGCCUGAUGAGAAUUGGGAUAAUACGUUGGCGAAACGAGUGUGGGCUUGUAUAUCACAUCGAUCCCAUACAACCAUUGCCAAGUAUGCUCAAUAUCAGGCUUCGAGUUUUCAAGAUAGUUUAAAGGAUGAACGUGAAAAAGGAUCAGCAGGAGCGCACACAAUGUCUGAUUCCGAUUCAAAAGACUCGAUGAGCAGUUCAACAGUCAAUGGGAAAAGGAAGAGGAUGAAAAAUGGGAGCAAAAUGUUAAAAUUCGGUACGAAUGUAGAUCUCUCUGAUGAACGAAAAUGGCGACCACAACUUGCCGAAUUACAAAAGCUACCUGCCUUUGCUCGUGUGAUAUCUGCCGCCAAUAUGCUUUCCCAUGUUGGUCAUGUAAUUCUGGGCAUGAAUACCGUUCAACUCUACAUGAAAGUGCCGGGCAGUCGAACGCCAGGUCAUCAGGAAAAUAAUAAUUUCUGUUCGAUAAAUAUCAAUAUCGGCCCCGGGGAUUGUGAAUGGUUUGCCGUACCCGAUGCCUAUUGGGGUGGCAUACAUAAUUUAUGCGAAAAAAAUAAUAUUAGUUAUCUGCACGGAUCAUGGUGGCCAGUGCUGGAAGAUUUGUACAAGGAAAACAUUCCAGUGUAUCGGUUUAUUCAGAGGCCCGGUGAUUUGGUGUGGGUUAAUGCUGGUUGUGUUCAUUGGGUGCAAGCUGUUGGCUGGUGCAAUAAUAUCGCUUGGAAUGUUGGUCCGUUGACGGCGCGACAAUAUUCAUUGGCAAUUGAACGUUACGAAUGGAAUAAGUUGCAGGCAUUCAAAAGUAUUGUGCCAAUGGUGCAUUUGAGUUGGAAUUUGGCACGUAACAUUAAGGUUUCGGAUCCAAAACUUUUUGAAUUGUUAAAAAUGUGCCUAUUGCAAACUUUAAAGAAUGUUUUUCAUACACUGGACUACGUCAAGUCAAAGGGCGUAGAAGUUCGUUUUCAUGGCCGUGGAAAAAAUGAAGCUUCUCAUUACUGUGGCCAAUGUGAAGUGGAAGUGUUUAACAUUCUUUUCAUUCGUGAACAAGAAAAACGUCAUGUUGUUCAUUGCAUGAGCUGUGCCCGCAAACAAGCACCGUCCUUACAUGGUAUAGUUUGUUUAGAAGAAUAUCGUUUAUCGGAAUUGUGCCAGAUCUAUGAUCAAUUUACCCUUUUCAAGCCACCAGCUCCACCAAGUCCAAUAACAAAAGUAUAACAUUAAUGGAUCAUAGUUCAAUUUGUUUUCUUUUCUUCUUUCUAUAUUUUCCCACAAAAGUAUGUCUGAUGAAAAAUUGAAAAAGAAAGUAAAACCUUUUUAGUAUUUUAUUGUUGUAAUAAUUUUUAUUUUUAUUUCUCAACAUCUCUUUAUCAUCUACAUGUUUAGAAUAUUUUAUUAUUAUGUAAAAAAAACACACCCAAUUUGUAUUUUUCAUAAAAAAAAAGUUAUACAUAAAGCGAUAAAAAAUAAAACCAACACAGUCAACGCUCCCGUGCAUAUGUACAGAAAAAAAAAGAUGACACGUACCAUACCAUUUAAACAUUAUGUUUAUUGUUGAAUGUAGAUUAUAUUAUAUUAAAAAAACAAAUUAUACAUAAUAUUUAAUUUAUUUAUUAUUUUUAAACAAAAUCAACAACAAAAAAAAAACAAGCAAUUUAAUUUUAAAAUCAAUUUAAUAAUAAUUGUGUUAUUUUUCAUCAACAAAAAUCCAAAAUUAUAAAUAUUAUUAAACAAAAAAAUGUAAUCUAAAAAAAAAGAAAGAGCUUUUGUGCUCACUUCGUCAUCUUAGAUUAAGGUUUUUCUUUUAUUUCUAUUCAUUUUUAAUUUUUAGUUAAUGACAAUUUAUAUGUGAAACAUAGUUUUUAAAAUUAAACAAAAAGGAAAAAUCAAAUACAAAUUCUUUGUAGAAAGUCAACUUAUUUUUGUUAUUUUUUUUUUUUUAGUUUCUCUUCGAACAAAAAGAAACAAGAUAAUUUAAUUAUAUAUAACCCACAUUUUAUACUCGACUUACAUAAAACAAAUCAUAAAAAAGUAACAUUAAUUUCCAAAGAAAAAAACACUUCAUCUUCAUCCAUCUUAUAAAAAAAAUAAAUGUAUGUAUUUGCAAAUUUAAUUUUUGUUUAUUAAAAAAACAAAACAAAAUUAUAUAAAAUAUACAUAAAAUUGUAUAACAAUUUAUACUUACAAAUUUAUAAAUAAACAAAAAAACAUACAUACAUUAAAAAAAGAUACAAAAUGUGCAAAUGCAAAAUUAUAAAACAAAUCGAACAAAAAUGUAUCAUCAUUUUCAUCUCAUCUCUUCAUUAUCUCAUCUUCAUCAUCAUUAUAACAAAAAAAAAAAACAUUUCCCUCCUUUUUCUCCCCCUCCGUAAUCAUCAUAAAAAUAGUUAAAAAAAUAUGAAAGAAUAUUAAUUCUUUUAAAAAUUGAUCUCAGUAAAGAAUGAAACAAAAAUGGAACAAAGGGUGUAAAAUGGAAUUAGAAAAUUUAAUUAUAAAGAAACAAAGAAGAGAAGGUGUAACAAAAAAAAAAAACAAAAAUUGUUUAUAUCUUGUAAAUACGAGUAAUAUAUAUAAUAGAAAUUUUAAUUUCUUCUUUUCUCAUUCUUUUCAAAUGUUAAAAUUUAAAUGUGUGUUAAGUAUUUUAUGCAAAAAAUGGCAAUAGAAAUAUCCUCAAAGGAGGAGAACUCAUCAUGGUUGGCCCACCAUGAAAAGUCAUCUCAUAAUUCGAUUUGAAUAUAUUUUGAGUUCAAUUUAUUUGAAUGUUGUUCUUUUGGGAAGAUACACUUACCCAGUGAUUUAUGAGUUGUCCAUGAUGACUUGUCCCAUGAUAAGCUGUGCAGUGAUUAUUUGAGUUGAAAUCGAGUUGGGUGUUGAACGUUAACUUUGUUCAAGGUUGUAAAUAUUUACGAUGAACUUACAAAAGGGGUAUUCGAUUUUCGCUAUCUAUUGAUAAUUGGGACCGUAUAUAUUAUCCUUAAAAGAGCAACAUCAAGGGCUAUGAAAAUAGGCAUCGAACGAAACCCAUUUAUUUUCAUCUUGCAUCAUCAUUCAUUAUGAAGGUUUUGUGUUGAGGCGAAUCUUUGAUCUUGUCUCGUGACAUAAUAUUGAUAAAAAAAAUUGCCUUAAUCAAAACUUGGAAACGUGAAUGAGGCUGAAGAUGAAGUUUUCUUUUGAGCCUACAACAAAAAAAAGCAUAGAAAUUUUGUUAUACUGGAUUGCAUUUAGGAGGGUAUUCACUCCAUUGAUUUUCCUUAAACAAAAUACGGUAAUUUUUUCGUACAGCACGCAGGGAACCUGCAAUGUAAAUUGCUUUCACGUUUUUUUCGCAUUAUGUAACAUUAAAUGAAGUUGUUAUCGACUUCACUCACACUCCACCUAACGAUUUCAAUUGCAACAAAAAAGAAAUUGAGCUAUCAAUAAAAUGAAUUGAUCGAAAGAUAGAAAUGACCCUAACAACUAUUACAAUUGAUGCUCAAUUCACUCGAUUUUGGGAACCGAACUGAGUAGGAUACCAAGUGUAGAAACGUUAGUCACUUGAUACAAUCAACGCCAAUCGAUACAAACGAGCAGUGGCAGAACCUUAUUUGGUUCAAUCGAUCGUUCUCCAUUGAACACCGAUGUUUGAUGUCGAUGCUCGAUUGUAUCAAGUUCAUGCUGUGACCGGCGGACUUUGCGAUACUUUCGAAUAACUGGCGAAAUUCUCCUAAAUGCAAGAUUUACAAAGUAAAAAGCUAAUGCAGGAAAAUGCGCAACAUAUAUCAACAUUUUCCCAGAUUUGUAUGCAGUUGCGCAAGAAAAAACGUGUAACCAAACUGGAAUUGUAUUUGGUUGCUCAAGGGUAAUAGCUAAAUUAGACUUUUUUGUUUCCAGAAAAAAAAAACCUUGCCAAAAAAACACCUGCUCACACUUUCAAAAUGGCAGAAAAAACAUGGCUAAAGUAAUGAGUCCAUUUCGCUAAAAUUCAAUUUCAAACCUUAACCAAUAUCUCAACAAAGCCUUACCACCAUUGCCUAAAAUAAAUUAACACAUUUUUAUAUUUUUUACUUUCCAAUCGUUCGUCGAAAGCAAUUGCAAAUUAUUUUUAACAUAAUCUAUAGGUGCUUACAAUAAUUCUAUGAAUAUUUUCUUUAAAAAAAAAGAGAAUAAAGAUUUUAAUUUGCUUCUUUACAAAAAAUGUAACUAAAUUUAAAUUGACUUUUCUGGUUAAGUUUGUUAAACAAAAAAAAAACAACAUAUAUGUUGUUUAAAAGGAUUCGAAGGAACUUCCGUUUUAGGUAUCAAAAAAUCGAUCAAAAUUAAAUUUUAAUCAAAAUUAUAACAAAAAAUAAAAGAAAAAGAAAAAUUAAAAUUUUAAAAAUUGGAAAUAAGAAAAAUUUUAAUUAAAAAAUUAAUUAAUUCGAAUUAAAAAAAUAAAAAGAAAAAAAUAUAAUAAAAAUUUUCUUUUUAAAUCAAUUUGUAUAAUAAUUUUAAUCUAAUUAGUAAUUCUGUAUAAUCAAUUCGAGAAGAAUGAAGGAGUAUGGAAGUUUUGUUUUUUCUUUUGUUUGCUGUUGUUAUCCACUUCAAUCACAAUCGCAGUUUUAUUUUGUAUGUUAUCCAUGUGAAUGGAAUUAUUUAAUUUAGUGGUUUAAUCCACAUGAAUAACAUUAAUCGAACUGAACCUUUUUAUCUUGCUUAAAAAAUAAACAAAAAUAAUUUCCUAAAAUUCCUACCUGGAGAGAGGGUAUUUUAUUUUUGUCAAAAGCUUUGAAUGAAGAAUAUUGUUUGUGUUGAAAACGUGUAACAACUAAAUAAAGAAAAAAUAAACGAUAUAAUAUAUGACCAGUAGUCACUGCCAAUAAAUAAUUGAAAAAAAAAAUUAAACAAAAAAUAAAAAAAUAUAAGAAAUAUAAAAAAUAGUUAAAUAAUGAAUGAAAAGAAAGGUGUGUCCUUUUUUUUGUGGAUUGUAAAUACGUAAAUAGCGAAAGAGUGAAGGAAAAAAGCCAGCGUGUUGUGUGUCCUUUGUGAAGAAUCUUUGUGAGAGAAAGCGUUAAGAAAAACUUGUAUGCAUCAUUUUUUUUU